CAGCCUCGCACGUGACUGGAAAGGCUGCGGACAAUUCUCCGCAGAUUCCUCGGGCAGACCAAUUGUAUUCCCGAGGUCUGAAUCCUCCCAUAGCAAUUGAUAAAUUCGACCAAAACCAAUCUCUGUGAUUGAGCAGCGGCACGAAUGUCGCGGUCCAUGUAAUCGACUUCUUUGUUGCUCGUCAUGAAGGCCUGCUGCGCAAGAUACGCUGCCUCCAUUGUGGCUUCAAACAGUCUUCCUCGGACAGCGAGUACAGUUGCAAGAACUCGAGCCUCAUUGAUUUCCCCAAGAUUGGGCCGACGAGCAAUGUCUUCAACUCCUAUCCGAUAUGGCGCGACGGUAAAGGAACUCCCUCAAGAUGAUCCCGACGAUGUCCUGUUCAACUCCUUGUACGGUGUACGGACCAUUGAAUUGAACCGACCCAAGAAGCUCAAUUCCCUCAAUGGGUCAAUGGCGAGGAAGAUACUGCCCCGUCUACGAGAAUGGGAGAAAUCACAGAUGGCCAAUGUUAUCCUGAUCAGCGGAGCUGGACCAAAAGCAUUUUGCGCAGGCGGUGAUGUUGCGGAACUUGCGCAACAGAACAAGGAAGGCCCAGAAGGUCAGAAGAAAUCGGGGGAUUACUUUGGCCUGGAAUACCAGCUCGACCACCUGAUUGCAACAUACAGCAAGCCCUAUGUUGCUAUCAUGGAUGGAAUCACCAUGGGUGGCGGUGUCGGCCUGUCGGUCCAUGCUCCUUUCCGUAUUGCGACCGAGAAAACCGUUUUCGCCAUGCCUGAGACCACCAUUGGCUUUUUCCCUGAUGUUGGUGGCAGCUUUUUCUUGUCCCGACUAGACGGGGAAAUUGGCACAUACUUGGCCUUGACAUCGGAAAGGCUACAAGGAGUGCAGGCAUUCUAUGCCGGAAUUGCAACUCACUACCUCGACAGCUCUGUGCUGGCCCAGCUGACUACGCGGCUGUCCGAACUUGUCUUCAAAGACUAUGCUAGCCUUUCGGAAAGACAACAGCUCAUCAAUUCCACCAUUUCAGAGUUCACUAGCAGUCUCCCACCCCGAGACUCGUACGAGAAAGCCCCCUAUGGACACCUUAGCGGGUCACUUCGUGAAGCCAUUGAUAGGAUCUUCAAGUACAACACGAUCGAGGAGAUUCUCGCAGCACUUCGGAAAGAAGCCGAGUCAGGGGAUAAAUCAUUAGCACAAUGGGCACAAGAAACUCAAAAGACCAUUGCACUGCGAUCUCCAACCAGUCUUCGUGUUGCUCUGCGCCAAUUGAGAGAAGGCAAGGAUUGGACUAUAACGGAAACGUUUAUUCGCGAGCACAAACUGGCCGUGAAAUUCAUGGAACAUCCUGAUUUUGUUGAAGGCGUUUCCGCCCGUCUCAUCAACAAACCCCCUACGAAACCUGAAUGGAAGCCUCCAAAACUUGCCGAGGUCACAGACGCCGAUGUCGACGAGUUCUUCAAGAUGCCCAGUCCCGAGGAAGCCUUGACUCUGGUCGAUCCUCAUCCAGAGGCACUUGAUCAGAACUACACAGAAUAUCCGCAUGCAGUCUUUGCACUACCCAGCGAGAAAGACAUCGAGAAGGUGGUGAGGAGUAGUUAUGGCCGACAAGGGACCAAGGCGGUCAUUGACGAGGUUGUCAAGAGAUGGAAUCAUAAAGCAGGUGUAAAAGAAAAGGUUCAAGAAGUGAUUGCGCGAAGGACGAGGACGGACGGUAAUGGUAUUGCAUGGAAGAGUCAAAAUGCCAAUUUGUAGGCCCUGCUUUGGGCAUCCUUGAAUAUAUACAUGUAGACCAAGACACGAAGAUAUUCGAAACAUGCUUCUGCC
Molecule: messenger RNA, 1824 nt
Organism: Exophiala viscosa
Lineage: Eukaryota; Fungi; Ascomycota; Eurotiomycetes; Chaetothyriales; Herpotrichiellaceae
Product: mitochondrial 3-hydroxyisobutyryl-CoA hydrolase
Exons: 2
Coding region: 184-1752 (522 amino acids)
Biological process (GO): L-valine catabolic process
Cellular component (GO): mitochondrion
Molecular function (GO): 3-hydroxyisobutyryl-CoA hydrolase activity
Source: RefSeq, a predicted model, not a curated record